AUCAAUCAUGAAUAUAAUGCAUUUUCAGUAUGCAUUCUUUCUCCUACUACCCCUGCUUCAGCUUCCAUAUUUUGGUUCUUCUUCCACCAAUAUUACCACCGACCAGUCUGCCCUUCUUGCCAUUAAAUCCCAUAUUCUGGACCCUCACAACAUCUUGCUCUCCAACUGGUCCACCGCCACCCCCGUUUGUGACUGGAUCGGAGUUUUCUGUAACACUCACAAAAGAGUCUCCGUCCUUGACCUCUCCUCUAAAGGCCUCGCCGGCUCCCUGCCCUCCCAAAUAGGGAACCUCUCCUUCCUAGUUGAACUCGACCUCCGAAACAAUAGCUUCUCAGGUCAUCUCCCGGAGGAGCUGUCUAAACUGCGACGCCUGAAACACCUUGAUGCCGGCUACAACAACUUCGUCGGCGACAUUCCGGCGUGGUUGGGGUCCUUGAAGAAGCUCAAAUUCCUGGGCCUCCAUGGCUGCAGAUUCUCAGGCGCCCUUCCUGUUUCUUUAUCAAACUUAACUGAGCUAGAGCACUUGAAUCUACAUGACAAUGGUGCUAUUGCCGGAAACGUUCCAAAUGAGUACAGUAGUCUACGCAAGAUGAAGUAUUUCAACCUGUACUCUAAUGGACUCUCUGGCUCGUUUCCACCCUGCGUGCUUAACUUCUCAAUGCUGCAAAUUUUGGAUUUUACUAAUAACUCCAUAUCUGGACACAUUCCACUGGAUAUCUGCUCUCAUCUACCUUCAAUUUCUGGGAUUUAUCUAUCCUACAAUCAGUUGAAGGGAAAAAUAUUUUCUUCAAAUAUCAGUGGAUGUUCAAGGCUUUCAGAUCUUUCUUUGUCAGUCAAUAAGCUGGAGGGUCCAAUUCCCAGAAAUUUUGGAAACUUAACAUCCCUUCGAAACUUAUAUCUGGGGUACAACAAUUUGAUGGGAGAAAUUCCUGACACAAUAGGGAAUCUUCGGCAAUUGGAGUUUCUAAACAUAGCGAAUGCCAACUUAUUUGGGACAAUACCGCUAGAAAUGGGUGACCUUAACAAUUUGCACCUGCUAGAUCUAGGUGAAAACAACUUAAUAGGUUCUAUCCCAUCAAGAAUAUUCAACAUAUCAGAGUUAUCCAUAGUGUCACUUGAACAAAAUAAUUUGACAGGGAAGUUACAGUCAAGUGUGAAGAUGAGUGUACCAAAUCUAAUAGAGAUAUCUAUUGAUUUGAAUAAACUGAGUGGAAAUAUACCGUCAUUUCUUAUGAAUGCAUCUAAACUUGAAUUUCUAGACAUGUCUCAAAAUGAAUUAACGGGUUUCAUUCCAAGUUCUCUCGGUGAUCUAAGAUUGUUGAAGUGGCUGAAUCUAGGAUUCAACAAUUUGCAUAGCCCGACAUCACGAUUUGAUAAAGAGCUGAGUUUUAUUAGUUCCCUAACAAAAUGCAUGAAGUUAAGAGAAUUGUCCUUUAGUGGAAAUUAUCUAAAUGGAAUUCUUCCAUCUUCUAUGGGAAAUUUUUCAAGUGAACUUGAAACUCUUGAGUUGGAAGAUUGUGGGAUAAUGGGAACUAUACCCCCAGAAAUUGGAAAUUUGAGCAACAUAAUAUAUUUAGGUUUAGAUGAAAACAGUUUGGGAGGAUUUAUUCCUACAAGCAUGAAGAGGUUAUCAAUGGUUCAGAUAUUACGUCUUCCAGGCAACAAGUUGCAAGGAUCAAUUCCAACAGAGCUUUGCUAUCUCCCAAAUUUGGGCAAGUUAGAUUUGGAAAGUAAUAGACUUAAUGGAAAAAUUCCUGAUUGUCUUGGAAAUAUUACUUCAUUAAGGUACAUUUAUCUUAACUCAAACAACUUGACUUCCGCAAUACCUGUAAAUUUAUGGAAUCUCAAAGAUCUAUUGGAAUUGAAUUUGUCUUCCAACUCAAUAAAUGGUUCAUUGUCUUUUGAAAUUGGAAACUUGAAGUCCCUCAUCUUCAUGGAUCUAUCAGCAAAUCAAAUUAUGGGCAAUAUUCCUAGCACACUCGGAACGUUGCAGAUGCUACAAAAUCUUUCUUUGGCACACAAUCGUUUGCAAGGUUUGAUUCCAAAGUCACUUGGUAACAUGUUAAACUUAGAAGAAUUGGAUCUAUCACUUAACAAUUUACUUGGUGAGAUUCCAAAAUCAUUUGAAAAGCUUUUGUAUCUCAAGCAUUUCAAUGUUUCCUACAACAAGCUAAGUGGAGAAGUUCCUAAUGGAGGCCCUUUUGCAAACUUCACCCGCCAAUCUUUUAUGUCUAACCAAGCAUUAUGUGGGGCCCCUUGGUUUCAUCAGUGCACCACAACUCACCAUCAUCUUCAUAAAGUAAGGAGAAAAUACAUUUUUAUCAGUGUAUUUGUUUUUCUAUUAAUUUCAACUAUGGCAGUUGUUGUGAUUAUUGUAUUUGGAAGAAGAAAGAAGAGAACCAACAAAUCAUUAGAAAUUGAUCUGCCAUCACGGUGCAUCCACCAAAGGAUUUCAUACUAUGACUUGCAACGCAUGACAAAUGGUUUUAGUGAUAGCAACUUGCUUGGGAAAGGUAGCUUGAGUUCUGUUUACAAAGGAAUAUUGUCAAGUGAGACUUCUUGUGCUAUUAAGGUGUUUGACAUGGAAAUACAAGGUGCACUCAAGAGUUUUGAUGUAGAAUGUGAAGUAAUGCGUAACUUAAGACAUCGAAACUUUGUCCGAGUAAUCAGUAGUUGCUCAAAUCUAGACUUCAAGGCUUUGGUGCUCGAUUACAUGCCUAAUGGAAGUCUAGAUAAUUGGCUUCACUCAAAUGAAAAUUUCUUGGAUAUACGUCAAAGACUGGAUAUAAUGAUAGAUGUGGCAUCAGCAAUGGAGUAUCUUCACCAUGAUUAUUUUCUAAGUUCCUAG
Ipomoea nil (Japanese morning glory) is the source of this 2848-nucleotide messenger RNA. RefSeq names its product receptor kinase-like protein Xa21. Gene Ontology annotation, molecular function: protein binding; ATP binding; protein kinase activity. The record is from RefSeq and is a predicted model, not a curated record. The coding region runs from base 8 to 2848 and encodes 946 amino acids. Lineage: Eukaryota; Viridiplantae; Streptophyta; Magnoliopsida; Solanales; Convolvulaceae. The transcript is spliced from 4 exons. Gene Ontology annotation, biological process: protein phosphorylation.